ACACCAAGUUGGACUAAAAAUGGCAAGCUCUCUUCCUCUCGAAACGGUCAUGGCCUGUCCGGGACUAGACAGCAGGACAGGGGCCACUGCUGCACCGAAGGCCCUGGCUUUCUCCAUCGACAGGAUCAUGUCCAAGACUUCGGAACCAAAGGGCUCGUCGGGCGACCGCCGAGGACUGGAUGUCUCCGAGGGCAAAAAGAUGGUCGGCCUUUGCUCUCCCAUACCCUGCAUGAUUCCCAUCCAGCAUUUCGGCUACGACCUGCAAGCCAAGGCGCUAAUGAACUACUCCGAGUUGUGGAAAGCUAAUUUUCGGGGCACGCUAUGCACUUCUGCCGGAAUGUGCAAAGCCAACUGCGGGAUGUGCGGCAAAACAGACUCGGGGUUCAAGCACUCCUUGCUCCCGGGUGCCAGAGUGAUCAAACCCCAAGUCAUUCACCAAGCCGUGGCGAUGCCAACGAACGGUUCUUUGUACUAUUUCAAUUAUUUGGACUCUGCAUAUCACCAGUCAGAUUUGCUAAGCGGACAUUUGUUCUCAUCUGCCUUGGCUAACUCACAGGCGCAAGCUUCCCUUAGCGCACACCACAAACUUCUGCUGUUGGAGAAUGCAAAGCUGGCUAGCACAACUGCGGACAAAUUCCCGACACCGCAGUACCCACAUAAAGAGCACCUUCCGGGACAACUGGACCAGAUUGUGAAAGAGAACCACACCUUGGUGUCGGAGAAAAACGGAGCGAAAGCGCACAAUAAAGCCAAUAAUUGCGCAGCGGACGGGAAACCCAAAAACUUCACUUGUGAAGUAUGCGGAAAGGUGUUUAAUGCCCACUAUAACCUCACGCGUCACAUGCCGGUACACACGGGUGCACGGCCGUUUGUGUGCAAAGUGUGUGGAAAGGGAUUCCGCCAGGCGAGCACAUUAUGCAGACACAAAAUCAUCCACACGCAGGAGAAACCACACAAGUGCAACCAAUGUGGGAAAGCGUUCAACAGAAGCUCAACCUUAAACACUCACGUCCGAAUCCACGCAGGAUACAAACCUUUUGUCUGUGAAUUCUGUGGCAAAGGUUUUCACCAAAAAGGAAACUACAAAAACCACAAGCUGACGCACAGCGGAGAGAAGCAGUUCAAGUGCUCCAUCUGUAACAAGGCCUUUCACCAAGUCUACAACCUUACUUUCCAUAUGCAUACCCACAACGACAAGAAACCCUUCACCUGCGGCACGUGUGGCAAAGGCUUCUGCCGGAACUUUGACUUGAAAAAGCACAUAAGGAAAUUGCACGAUAAUAAUGUGAUAAUUGCGGGAAACGAUUCUUCCAGAGGACUCCCAAGCUGA
This is a messenger RNA of Sardina pilchardus (European sardine), 1330 nucleotides long. RefSeq names its product FEZ family zinc finger 2 (gene fezf2). Gene Ontology annotation, biological process: regulation of transcription by RNA polymerase II. The record is from RefSeq and is a predicted model, not a curated record. The transcript has 4 exons. Gene Ontology annotation, cellular component: nucleus. Gene Ontology annotation, molecular function: DNA-binding transcription factor activity, RNA polymerase II-specific. NCBI's taxonomy places the organism in Eukaryota, Metazoa, Chordata, Actinopteri, Clupeiformes, Clupeidae. Bases 20 to 1330 code for a protein of 436 amino acids.